ACCCUCUGAAACCUCCUCCUGCCCUUCUCCUCUUUCUAUGUUGAUGAUGUGAUUCUCCUUAUCUCACACAGACCCACCAACCUUUACAAAAGAAAGAAAGAUCAAAGAACCACCAUGGUUUUUUCCUCCAUCCCAGCUUAUCUUGAUCCACCCAACUGGCAACAACAACCGAGUGCAAGCACUAGCGCAGCGACUCAGCUUCCUCCUCCUCCACCUCCACAACCCCAUGGUAGCGGAGGUGUUGUGGGGUCUAUCCGACCUGGAUCAAUGGCAGAUCGAGCCAGGCUGGCUAACAUACCGAUGCCUGAGACUGCAUUACCGUGUCCGAGAUGUGAAUCUACUAACACCAAGUUUUGCUACUUUAACAACUACAGCCUGACACAGCCUCGUCACUUUUGCAAGACUUGCAGAAGGUACUGGACUAGAGGAGGCGCGUUGAGAAACGUCCCGGUUGGAGGCGGCUGCCGGAGGAACAAGAGAAGCAAAGGAAGCAGCUCCAAGUCUCCGGCCACCAGCAGCGAUCGGCAGACGGCCUCCGGAUCCCCCAGAACGAUUUCCUCCGGGAGCACUGAUGUUUUAGGCAUUGGACCGCAGGUUCCGCCUCUGCGGUUCAUGGCGCCCUUGCAUCAUCUCACUGAGUUUGGAACCGGCGAUAUUGGGUUGAAUUAUGGAGGAAUUUCUUCACCUUUUGGAGUUGGAAAUGACUUGAAUUUUCAGAUAGGAAGUGCUUUGGAGACUGGCACCGCAACUAUUGGUGGUUCUUCUCUCUUGUCCGGAUGGGAUCAGUGGCGACUGCAACAAACGCCACAAUUUCCCUUCUUAGGCGGUAGCUUGGAUUCUUCCUCCGGAUUGUACCCAUUCGAAGCUACGGACGUUGAGCCAAGCGGUUAUGGACCGGGCCAGGUCCGGCCAAAGAUAACCAGCUCCGGGGUGGCCACUCAGUUGUCGUCAGUGAAAAUGGAAGAGAAUCAGGAUCUGAAUUUGUCAAGACAGUUGUUGGGAAUGCCCGAAGCCGAGCAGUACUGGGGUGGAACUGCAUGGACGGAUCUCUCGAGUUUUAGCUCAUCAUCAACCAGUAAUCCCAUGUGAAGCUUCGGUUUUGUUAGUGUACGUGGCUUCAAUCAAAGAAACUUAUAAUUAACUGUGAGAAGGAAGCUGGAGACUGAGGACUAUUACUAUUAGCUUCUCCUAUCGAAAACCCUAGAAUUGGUUAGUUUUUUUUUUUUUUUUUAAUUAAAUAGUUUCUAUUAGGUUGCAAUGUGCAAUAGUGCGUGUAUUUGCUUAUGAAGUUUGUAUCAGACAGUUGAUGAAAUGCACU
This is a messenger RNA of Rubroshorea leprosula, 1318 nucleotides long. NCBI's taxonomy places the organism in Eukaryota, Viridiplantae, Streptophyta, Magnoliopsida, Malvales, Dipterocarpaceae. The record is from the annotation of a GenBank genome assembly.